AACAUCACACAGGUUUCUGUUUUAAAGCUGGCCAGCAGUGACUCUGCUGUGGAGAACAUUACUACAAUGAGGACUGUUUUGAUUGCUCUGAUUCUCUCACUCUCAUCAUCAGCAUUUUCACAAUCCAGAACUCACUUUUCACGUUAUCCCUCAUGGAAUUCUCAAAUGUAUCCGAUCUGGAGGGAUGGAGAUCUUAGAUACAGAGAUUGCUGGAAAGGUGGAGAGGUGACAUUUGAGGUCAGAAGUGAUUCUCCAACAAUGACAGGAGCAAAAGCCACCUUCAGCAUUGACAUUCGUUUUCCCCAGAAUCAGACAGUGCUAUCUGAUGGACAGGUGGUUUGGGCAAGAAACUGUACGAUUGAUGAUACAGCAUAUACUAUGAACCAGGCUGUAUACCCCGAGUCUGACAUUCUGAAUGAAUGGACUGGUGUCUUCCCUGAUGGGACGCUCUUCACUAAGAUCUCUAACAGAAAACCCCAAUUCAUCUAUGUGUGGAAGACGUGGGGAAAAUAUUGGCAGGUGGCUGAUGGUCCCUCUUCUCUCCUUACCAUUGGCACAGACAACGUGCCUCUUGGCUCUUUUAACAUGGAGGUGGUAAUUUAUCACUGUCGUGGCAAAGACAAGUUCAUUCCUCUUGGUUAUGCAUCUACCCAGUUUUCCAUCACUGACCAGAUCCCAUUCGUAGUUACAUUGUCCCAGGUUGGUGACAUCAACCAGGGUGAUCAAAGCUUUAUCCAGAGCAGAGCUGUGUCCUUUAGCGUUGACCUGCAUGACCCCAGCCAUUACAUGAGUGGAUCAGACAUAACCUUCAACUGGGACUUCGGGGACAACAGCGGAACUCUCAUCUCUCGGGAAACUACUGUAACCCACACGUACCUCACAACUGGUUCCUUCAGGCCCCAAGUGGUUCUGAUAGCAGCCAUUUCAGCUGGUUGCCAGCGCGAGCUGACCCCCGCAGCCAGUGUCACUCCACCUGUUCCAGCCACAGAUGCAUCAGUUGCUUUCUCCCCCAUUGUGCCAGAUGAAGCUGCAGCAGUGGAAGACAUUGGCUUGGCUGUUUCUCUGCAGCCUGUUGAUGUCACACCCAUGGCAGAGGAGGUAGUUGCAGUUGGUGCCACUGUAGUGACCAGUGACUUGGCAGUGGCAGAAACUAACACAGAAAUAGUAUUAGAUGCUGCUGCAGAAGUGUCCACUGUUGCUGUAGAUGCAGCUGUGGCUGAAGCUGGCAACAUGGCUGCAGUUACAGUCACUACACCUGUAGCUGUAGAUGCACAACCUACAGCAGAACUUCCUGUUGCUGAUGCUGCCGCCUCAGUUCCACCUGCUGCAGAAAAUGAGGUUCUCUUCAACCAGGCUGCUACUGUUCUCCAAGAAUCCCCUGCUUCUAUCAAUGACACAACCACUAUGCAAACAGUAAUAGAAACAGCUGCACCUGCUGGUGAUAUGCUAAGUGUUUUGGUCAUGGAGGCAACAGUGGAUGAUGUUGUAGCGUCUGUAGUUCCUGCAUCAGAGACAGUUAAUGAAGCCAUUGCUGGAGUCGAUGAGGUGACUGAAGUCAUUGCUGGAGUAACUAAUGUCCCUGAGGCAACAGUGAGUGGUUUAGCAGCUGAAGUGGAGGUGGAGGCAACAGAAGCAACUCAAGCUGCUCUAGUUAUUGCAAAGCGACAAGCACCAGAGAUGCCAGAAGAAAGCAACUGUAUGAUCUAUCGCUACGGCUCCUUCUUCACAACUCUUAAUGUUGUCCAGGGAAUAGAGAGUGUUGAGAUUGUGGAGGUGAAUAAUGUGUUGACACUGACCACAGAGCUGGAGCAGAAUGCAGUAGAUUUCACAGUCACAUGCCAGGGAAGCCUUCCCAAACAAGUGUGUACCGUGGUCUCUGAUGCAGACUGUACAAGCCCUGUACAGACCCUGUGUAACGCAGUGACUCCAACCCCAGAGUGUCAGAUGGUGCUGCGGCAGUUUUUCAAUGACUCUGGCACCUUCUGUAUCAAUGUGUCCUUGACCAACGAUGUCAGCUUAGCUGUGACCAGUGCCAGGGUCAGUGUGACUAUCGACACAAGUUCAUCAAGAAACACUGUUGGAGCAGUACUGGGCGUCCUGGUUUUGAUUUGUGCUGUGGGGGCCAUUGCUUUUACAUACAAGCAGUUUAAAGGAUACCAUCCACUAAGAGAAGAUUAUACAAGCAGCAGUGUGGCUUCUGGAAGGAGUUCAGUGCCUUUAAUGCUGUGGAACCUUCUGAGUCGUCAGUCUGCUGGAGAGAGCCAUCCACUUCUGCAGGGACAAGUGGUGUAACAGCUUUACUCUUCUGAACAUACAGUCUUCCAACAGAGGAAUUAGAUAUGAGACAAAGGGCCUCAUUUUAAAAUAAAUGUGUUGUGUAACAAUCUUCACAUUAUCUUAAUGAUGUGCUAUUUUGUGUCUCAUUCACAGCAUAAUUAUACACUACUCUGUAUAUGUUCUGUGUGUAUUAUCAUAAAAAUAGAGCUGCAGAAGUUUCUUGUGUUUUUAUAAGCUGAAAAAAAAAACAACAACAUUACUGUAGAAAACUGAGUGAAAUAUGCAUAAUGGGGCUGGUGGGAUUUAUCAUCAGUUAUUAAUUUGGAAUAUGAAUGGGAUCAUUCUAUAAGCAACCCAUGUAAACAGCUUAAUAGGAAAGCUGCCUUUAGAAUAAUCAGAGAAUAGUCACUUUAUUACUGUCCAUAUCAUCAUAUUAAUUGCUCUUCACAGAAUGUUGAGCCAACAUUUCUUGACAAACAUUAACAUUUAUGGCAUUAACACAACAUGAAGUUAUAUGAUGUCUCUAUUUAACAAACUUAUAUUAAAGGUGCACUCGGUAUUUUUUCCUCGAUAAAAAAGUUUAACUCCUAAAGACAUGAAUUGUAGUUAUGCAAUAUAUGUAGGAAAUCAUGACCACUGUUUUAUUAUACAUAAAGAGGCUGCCAUAUUAGAAUCACAUGACCAGCAGAAUACUACUCGCUUAAUUUCACUAACUGUCCUGUUAUCUGACACUUUCACUCAUUGAUAAAAGUAAUCAUGGCUGACUGUGAAUAUUACAUUUCUACAAUGACAUCUGAAACUGAAAACAAUUAAUUUUGAAUGAUGCUGCAUCCACACCACUAGGCGUCACUGUAAGUCCAAGAUAACACAAAGACAAAAGUUACUGAAUGCACCUUUAACUUUAAAUUAAUAACAAACAUACAGCUUUUUAGGGGUCCAAGCACUGAAGGUGCUGGAACCCUUUUGAAUUAUUUUAAGAUUUUCUGGUAACACUUUAGAAUACUGUUUCAUAGUUAAUAGGUAACUAUGCAGGAAAUAAUGCAGGACACAUGAGUAGUACUACAUUAACACUUCAGACACUACUAUUAACUAAUAUAGAAACACAAUUAACUAAUCAGUAAGUAUUUGCGAUCUCAUGACUGUGAUAGCUCACUGUUAGCUAAUCAACAUUUGCUGAAUUUUAUUUGCCUCAUUGAGAACUAUUAACUAAAUAUGGGUAAAUAAAAAGAACUACUAAUUAAUUACUCAUCACAGCAUUAUCUCCUCAAAUCCCAGUGUCUGAAAUGUGAACAAUUAUACUGUUAUUGUCAACAUGAAAAUGCAUCAUCAGAGAUGCUAUUUGUCAUGUGUUUUUUUUAACCGGAAAUCAGUUUAUGAACGUAACACCACUCUAACUCACCUAGUCUACAGUGUCUAGUAUCAUGAGUAGUCAGCUUACCUUAAAUAAACCACUUUCUGUUUGUCUGAGAGUUGAGUUCUCCUUUGCGAAGCAGAUUGUGUUUGUUUGCAA
Molecule: messenger RNA, 3787 nt
Organism: Myxocyprinus asiaticus (Chinese sucker)
Lineage: Eukaryota; Metazoa; Chordata; Actinopteri; Cypriniformes; Catostomidae
Gene: pmela
Product: premelanosome protein a
Exons: 12
Coding region: 67-2292 (741 amino acids)
Biological process (GO): melanosome organization
Cellular component (GO): melanosome
Source: RefSeq, a predicted model, not a curated record